AUGAACAAUGGAACAGUCUCGGAUAAACGUUCCUCUUGUGCAGAAUGUAUUUUUCUAGGAUGGUUUGUUGAUUAUUCCACAGCUUCUGAUACUGGUGAUACAUUUUCACAAUCAAUAGCAGCUGUUCUUAAUAUUACUGCGUAUAACAAUUUCAAAUGGUCAAAAGAUUAUCAAAUUCAAACAGUAUUCGAAAAUGUCAGUGAUGACAAUAUUUAUACUGGAUUUCACCGAAUUUGUUCUCGUUUGGAAAAUGGUGUUAUUGGAUCAAUAUCAAGUUUAAAUACUCCAAAAACUCAUCUAUUCGAAGCAUUUAUGAAUCGUUUACAAGUACCAAUGGUAUCACUGAAUUAUUUCGAGUAUAAUAGACAAUUUGAUGGUCUCAAAAGGUUUCAUUUUUCAAUGAAAAUUGAUCUAUUACAAGCGUUAGCUGCAUUCAUCAAACGUUAUAAAGUGAAUAAAUUAUUUUAUGUGGUUGAAGGAGAAGAAGCAUUUGGUCGUUUUCAAACAAUGAUGGCUGCUCAAGCCCGUGAAAAAAGUUAUGAUAUUUUAGAUAUUCAAGUACGACGUUUGACUGAUGUCACAAAUCAAAAUCAUACAAGAAAUCUGUUACAAAGUGUAGAAAUUAAAGAUCGAGGUACAAAAGAAGAACGUUAUAUCGUCUUGGAUUUGGAUUCAGUUGAUAGUUAUAUAAAUGUACUUAUUCAGAUUCGACAUUAUGGAAUGACAACGCCACAUUAUCAUUACAUUCUCAUGAGUAUGGAAGCGAACAGAAUAGAUAUGCGAUUUUUUCGAUAUGGUGGAGUGAAUGUCACGUAUUUUCUGCCAAGAUCUAUGCAUCCGGCGUCACUACUAAAAAAUUCAAUCAACGACAAUGCAACCGAUCGUUUAUCAUUACCUUCCUUUGAGAAGAAAGCAUUAGCUGAUAGUGUUCAAUUAUAUAUGCGAGCGUUGAUAUUACUCAAUGAAAAAAAUAUAACAUUCUCGUUCGAUAAUAAUUCUGAUUAUCUCAAGAUUCGAUGUCGUACAGCUCAAAAACCAAUUGAAAAACAUAAAGUUGGAGAAUUACUAUUUGAUGUUAUGAAAUCUGUCGUAUUUGAAGGCUUUUCUGGUCACGUCGAAUUUAAUGAAUAUGGUGAGAGAGUUAAUUAUACACUCGAUGUACAUCAAAUCACAAUGAAUAAAUUACCAAGAAAUGUUGGAAACUUUACAAACGAUUUAUUUGUGAUGGAUGAUGUUGAAGUAUUUCAAGGUAGACAAACACAUGAUUUUGAUAAAGGGCGAGAGAGAAUUAUAACAACAAUUUUGGAUGAGCCAUUCAUAAUGAUAAAUACAACAGCUGCUGGUAAUCUGACUCCAUCAACAGCUGCUGGACAAUUUCUACCAUUUGAUCAUUUAUACGGUUAUUGUGUCGAUUUGGCUCGUUUGAUAUGUGAAAAAAAGUUAGAAAUUCGUUGUAAAUUUCGUAUUGUCAAAGAUGAUCUAUUUGGAAACAAACCGGCAGAUGGUCCGUGGAAUGGAAUGAUUGGAGAACUAGUUCGUCAUGAAGCUGAUCUCGCCAUAGCUCCGUUAACCAUCACUAGUCAACGGGAGAGUGUUGUCGAUUUUUCAAAACCAUUUAUGAAUUUGGGAAUCAGUAUUUUGAUUAAAAGACCCGAAAAAGAGAAACCGGGUGUGUUCUCAUUUAUGGCACCAUUAUCAAACGGAAUUUGGAUGUGUGUGACAUUCGCUUACAUUGGUGUAAGUGUUAUUCUGUUUCUUGUUAGUCGAUUUUCGCCGUACGAAUGGAACAUUGAAGAUGAUACGGCUGACACAGCAACACCACAAUUAUCAAACAAGUUUUCCAUAUUAAAUACAUUAUUUUUUGCAUUAGCAGCAUUCAUGCAGCAAGGAGUCGAUUUCAUACCAAGAUCAAUAUCAGGCAGAUUAGUGGCCAGUGUAUGGUGGUAUUUUUCAAUGAUCUUAGUUUCAUCAUAUACAGCUAACUUAGCUGCAUUUCUUACCGUCGAACGAAUGGUUACACCCAUUGAAAGCGUGGAAGAUCUAGCACGACAAACGGAUAUCAAGUAUGGAGUGGUGCGAGGAGGUUCAACGCAAACAUUUUUUGAAAAAUCGGAUGUGAAAAUAUUUCAACGAAUGUACACGUUUAUGCAACAAGGUGACGAUGUGAUGGUGAAUAGUAAUAAUGAAGGAAUAAACAAAGUUCGGAAAUCAAGAGGAAAAUAUGCUUUUUUACUCGAAUCGAUUAAGAAUGAGUAUACGAAUGAACGUCAUCCGUGUGAUACAAUGAAAAUUGGCAGUAAUCUAGAUUCAAAAGGUUAUGGUAUUGCAACACCAGUCGGAUCAGAACUUCGUGAAGCAAUCAAUAUAGCCGUAUUAGAAAUGAGUGAAGAUGGAACAUUAAAUACAUUGAAAAAACAAUGGUGGUAUGACAGAUCCGAAUGUGGAAGUGGAACAACGAAAGAAGCAAAACAAAGCAAUGCAUUGAAUCUUGUUAAUGUUGCUGGUAUAUUUUACAUUCUUAUUGGUGGUUUAGCAUUGGCUAUAAUCAUAGCUGUUUUGGAAUUUUUUGUCAAAGCCAAUGUUGAAGCUAAACAAACUAAAAGUGAUUUUUGUGAUGUGAUGAAGAGAAAUAUGCGUUUGAGUAUAACUGGUAUGGAUUUAGAAGAGCGAUCUACUGAUUUACAACAAAAUUGUUAUUUUUAUAAACUUCCAGAACAAGAUAAUUAUCAGAGUUAUGAUGCUCUGUUUGACGAAUAUGGUAAUCCUGGUAAUCAUGUUAAUGGAAAUCAAAGUCAGGUUUAA
Molecule: messenger RNA, 2802 nt
Organism: Didymodactylos carnosus
Lineage: Eukaryota; Metazoa; Rotifera; Eurotatoria; Philodinida; Philodinidae
Source: the annotation of a GenBank genome assembly